GCUACAUCCAGAAGAUAAAAUCAGGAGAAGAGGAUUUUGAAUCCCUCGCUUCCCAGUUCAGCGACUGCAGCUCAGCGAAGGCGGGGGGGGACCUCGGCGCCUUCGGCCGCGGUCAGAUGCAGAAACCUUUCGAGGACGCUUCGUUCGCGCUGAGGGCGGGCGAGAUGAGCGGGCCGGUGUUCACAGAGUCAGGGAUCCACAUCAUCCUGCGCACGGAGUGAAGGGCCGCGAGAAGGAAGGAAAGAAGGAAAGAAGGAAGGAAGGAAGGAAGGAAGGUAAGAAAGAAGGAAGGAAGGACGGACGGAAGGAAGGAAGGAUGCGACCCGCUCCGACCCCGCGCUCACCCGAAGGGACUUCACCUCCGGUUGACGAAAAAAAAAAAAGGAAAAAAAAAUGAAAAAAAGAAGAAAAAAAGAAAAAAAAAAAAAAAGAGAAGCUCAUUUCAUCUCUCGGUCCCUUCCGCGGCGCCCGAGGGGGAGGCGGCGGCGGCGGCGGCGUUCGUUCGUCGGCCGCCUCGGGGAAGCAGUUGAGGAAUCGGACACGGCGGAAUCUUCCGGAACGUUGGGGGGGGGGAAAAAAAAA
Molecule: messenger RNA, 582 nt
Organism: Numida meleagris (helmeted guineafowl)
Lineage: Eukaryota; Metazoa; Chordata; Aves; Galliformes; Numididae
Gene: PIN1
Product: peptidylprolyl cis/trans isomerase, NIMA-interacting 1
Cellular component (GO): nucleus; cytosol
Molecular function (GO): protein binding; peptidyl-prolyl cis-trans isomerase activity
Source: RefSeq, a predicted model, not a curated record